GUUUAUUAUUCUUGUUUUUCUGUUUUUGUCAGUUCGCGAUUUCUCGCUCAUUCGCGUACACUAAUGAAUGUUUAGAGUGCUGAUGUUGAGCAGCGGCAUAGGUGUGCAAAAGCCGAGCGAGAAGCGGGAUGUGUGAAGUUAGUCGUUUACAUUACCUACCUUCACUAGUUUGCGAUUUUUCUUUGCUUCCCUGCAGUGGUAAAGCUUUGGCAAAAUUUCACUGUUUCGUUUUCGAACAAUCUGGGUUCUUUUUUUCACACUUGGAAUUGAAAUGGGCUCCCUCCACCGAAACAUCAUUUACUCUUGCACAAAACUUUAUUUGCAAAGUGUCGAACAUGCUGACAUUCGGAGGAACACAGAAGAGCAUUUACAACUAGAAAUGAGACAUUAAUGCGCUAAAUAGGUUUUGAUAAAGCAGAUUCAAAAGUACGAUUUGAAAACCGGACUGAAUGGUACUCGGCAGAUUUGUGGAUGCAGUUGUAUCUCUGUCUCCUAUUCGCUUGUUUUUCAAUUCACUUCCACCUAACCAUCAAAUCAGGUAUGAAAAGAAGGCAUCCAUUCGCAUUCUCUGCUGCUGGCUUGUUGUAACAACAACUGAUUGAGCAAUGAUGCGAACUCUGCCACAGAUACAUGCAGAUGUUCCCUUAUUUUGGAAAGUAUGUAAACGCGAAACAAACUUGAUUCCGAUGGGGGCAAGUUGCAGCCAAGUGAAGCAUCCUAGCGCUUUUUCAAGCGGACAUUUUAUAUUUCGAUUGCUCAAAAGAUCUUCAGGAUCACCUGAUAUGAACUACUUUGUCAUGGCCGUCUUGCCAUUACUAGCGUGGAAUAUCAAAGGCCAUCCUGACUUUCAAAGCAUAGGUGAUCCCCCCUUGAGCACAGCGGAGCAGAAAAAUUUUGCAGAAAUAUCUGUUUUAUUGUUAUCAACAUUCGCGCUAGGUAGCACCGCGUAAAUCAGCCACAACACAAGUUUAGUGAAGGUGUUAUCGUUUUGAAUGAGUAUUUGAUGUGAACGUUCAAAUCGAAGAUGUCUGCAACGUCGUCUAUUAACUCGUCUGCAGUAUCCAGCAGUAACAAUGGCAACAAUAGCCACCAGAACAAUGUUCUCUCGUCAGCGUCCAACAUUGUUAUAUUGGAAAAUCAAAUUCUUGACAGCAACGAUGUCGUAGCGGCAGCCGGUCUCCAACAGCUGUCCAACUCGGGCACUUUGAAGUUAACUAGAGAUUGUGCUGUACAGUAUUCGAAUCUUAUUAACAACUACACAGCAAGUAGCAUCAACAGCAGCAGCAGCGGUAAUAGUAGUAGUAGCAAUAAUAAUAGCAAUAGUGGAACGACUAUUGUCGGCAACAACGGUUCUCAGAUGAGUACAGUAAAUAUUAUACCCGGAGAUUCAUCGCAAACCAACUCCAGAGUGCAGGUGCUCAGCAAUGUGCAACUGGUCUCUAAGGGCGUUGCCCAGUCAUCCACAUUUAGCUAUGUGGAUGCGAGUGGUAAGAAUUUUAAUGUUCUCACCUCCAGUGGUAAAAUAAGCACGAAUAAGCUGAUCAGUGUUCCAAUAACGAAAGUGAAAACAUUCAAUCAUAUUGCACAACACCAACAACCACAGCAGAACCAAAUUGUGCCGUCUCCAAUGCAGCAUCAGCCACAGGCUAGCAAUAUACAAAAGAUGUCAGUGCCACGGAAUAUUCAGCUAGUGACAAGAGUACCGAAUUCAACAAUUUCCGUCAGCAACGGGCGAGUAUCACAGAUCUCAUCUACGAUGCCGUCAACCACCUCUCAUCAACAGCAACCCACCCAGCAGUUUACAAUUCACCAAUAUACAGAAUCAAGUAUGAACACUCCGUCAACACUGGAUGUUACAUCAACCACGCUUGGAUCAAUGAUCAAUAGCAUUAAUUCUGGUGGCACAAUAAACAAAAGUGUUUCCACUAAAAACAAGACCGCGUCCUCAUUGAAAAUGAUGCAAAACCAACAACUAAAUCAACACACUAUAAAGCCCGUUGGAAAAGGAGUGAAUGUCAAUUUAAAAAAUGUGCGAUCUAAUUCGAAGACGGCGAUAGCCGGAGUUAAUUCCCAGUACUACAUUAAAAGCUCAACAAACGGUGGAUCCACGCAUCAGCCCGGGUCGUCCACCACAUCUAUUUACACGACGUCCCCUGCUCAGGCCGUUUACCAUAAUCCAACGCCACAUCCGCCGCAGCAAACGAUGCAGACACCAGUUGGAUUGACCGCAGCUAGCAAAAUGAAGAGUGUCUACAGAACAUCAAAAAAUCAGCUGAUUCAGUUACAGCAGCAGCAGCAGCCCAAUCAGUCUCCACAAAGAUCAACGACACCGUCGACGAGUUUUGUAAGCACUGUGCCAACCAGUUCAGCGUUGGUUCAAGGUAACACCAGCAUACCAACGUCUAUAACAUCCAAUCGUUAUCAGUACAACCAGUCAAAUCCAAUCUCAGUCUCUCAACCCCAGAUGUGCACCACGGCAAGCAGUAAUUAUAAACCAUUUAAUCAAAUAUACGCUGGUGGUUCAACAACUACGACACAUGAUUCGUCAAUUAUAUCUGCUGCGUCGUCCUCUUCUACGGUGAUAAAUAGUAGCGAUCAUACUAUUCCGUCCGUCACCGUUACCGGGUACAGCUCCACUGGGAAAGGCAAAAAGUUCUCCACAUUAGGAAACAACGAAAGUAACGCUGUGUUUUCGACUACCUCAGUUAAAGUGAAAAAUGUGAGCCGAGGACGGAAUAACAGUGUAUCAAAUAACAAUUUGCUGGAGACAACUUAUCAACGGUUUUCGGCGUCACCGUCUAGAUCACAGACACAAUUUCAACAGUCAUCUGCUCUUGCCAAUUCCGCACAGCAGCAACAUGCUAUAAUAAGUAUACAACAUGCCAGUCGGGAUGAUCAAACGUCCAACAACGCUCAGCAAAUGCCUGAUGAAACAUCUGCUCGUAUCAUCCAGAAUUUUGGACAAAAGACGUCUGAUGGUAACAAAUUGCAAAGUCACAAACAUCAGCAGCCGUUUGCCUAUUAUGGUUCGGACAAUUUACUUCAAUCACCCUGUAGUUCGUCUACUACUGGCAGAGGUACAAAUUUUGAAAGUGGUGCUGCAAUGAACGAUUCCAGUGAUCCUCGACUACACGAGGAAAGGUUCGAUGGUCGAAAAAAUAGCACCUCGGAGGUUGUCACCUACGCGGAUAACAUUCCUCUUCGAGAAGGGUUCCCUUCGUCGUACAACUAUAAUCAUCGCGACGACGAUGAUCAGAUCGGAGUGGAAGUUAGGCCUGCUCCUGUGGACAUUUCGAACGGGCGGUAUCAUAUCUUGCAGGCGGUGCUCCAAGAUCAUACUUACUUUGCAGCCCUGCCCGAGCUAAACUUAACUGAAUCACAACCGGCGGCGGCUCCUACUCCUCCUCAGCAACAUACGUUAUCAUCUCCUUCGAAUGUGAACACAACACAUCCAGCCAUGCUUUACCAACAGCAACAAACGCAUCAGUUCCAUGCACAACAACAGCAAUUCAUUGGUCAAAAGUUCGUCUCCUCUGCUGUUCCUAAUGUUGCGUCACCAUCACCAGUGAGCUCAGUUCCUUCGAAUGUCACAAUUGCGACAUCUGCUGUCCCAACGCAAAAUACCCAAGUGCGCAUGAAUGCACUGAUCUCAACGCAUAACUGCAGUGAUGCUGUUACCACAACCGUCGCCGAAGGAAACCUGAAAUCGACCAUUCCCAGUGCUACCACGUUGGACUAUAUCUAUCAACGACAACCGCAGGACGACGAUGCAAACUCGGUGAUAAGUACCGGUUCACGCAACAACAUGGACAACGAUUUGGGCGAGGAGACCGAAACUGCGCCGGAAGGCGAAGGUGAUGAUGACUCCGUCACAAGGUGCAUUUGUGAUCUGACGCACGACGAUGGCUACAUGAUAUGCUGCGACAAAUGCUCUCGCAUUCUCCAUAUCCAUAACAGUGCAUGGCAACAUGUGGAUUGUAUGGGCAUUGAUCGCUUGAACAUCCCGGACGAGUACAAUUGCGAGAUUUGUCAGCCCCGACCAGUCGACAAGAACCGAGCCCGGAUGUUGCAGAUGGAGAAACGAAAGGAGCAAUCUCUUUUUCUUGCGAAUAACAAUUUGCAAGUGCAAGUAGCUGAUCCUUCCAUUAGCAGCACCAACUUGAUCGGCGCAUCGGGUGGAAAUGCGGUUUUGGCCAGUGGAAAGGGCGCUAACCAGUAUACAACGGGCAAAGCUUUGGCGGGUUCAAAGAAAAGCAAAUCCAGCGGGGGUAGUGCUAAAAAGAAGGCGGCAGAUAGUGCGACUUCGGCAACAAAAAAGAGCGGCAAAAAAGUGCUAGAGAGCGCGAUUAGCCGAGUCAAUGGAAAACGGAAGGAACUGAAAAAAGCCGUAAAAAAGAAGGUUAAAACAUCAGAGCAAAGUGCGGAGAAAAUGACAAGUAUGAUCCGAACUUGGAUCGACAAUUAUGAGCGUGCCAUUACAAAUCAUUAUUCGCCAGAGUUGCGAGCCCGAUUACAAGCGUUUGGGAAGAUGCAGUCACAAAAUCCAUUGUUGCAUUCCGAUCGCCUAAUAUCGGCUGCUUCAGUAACGAAUUUGGUGCAAAAGUGUACCACCGUUCCCCACGCUGGAGGUAAAAUAUUAAUCAGCACAGGGGAUAUCGAACCACAGACGCCAAUCAUUGAGAUACGAGGGAAAUAUAUGCUCUCUUCUCAGCACAAACAGCUUCAAUCGUUGUUUAAUAUGGCGGCGAAUGGUAAAUUGAGCAAUAAUAAGAACGCUGGACCGUUCUUGUUCCUGUAUCAGAUAACGAAUGGAGCUAUGGAGCUUUGUGUAGAUACUCGUACGUACGGUAACGAUGCGAGGUUCGUACGGAGAUCAUGUAGACCGAAUGCUGAAAUUUUACACAACGUCGAAAAAGGCUCCGUGCAUUUAUACAUCGUUUCAACGUCCAACAUCAAGGCAAACACGGAAAUAACUAUUAAACAUGAUGAGCAAUUGAUCCAAAAAGUUGGAGGGAUUGUUAUAUUGACACACACCACCGUUACAAAUCUGUGUGCCUGUGGGCUGAUUAAAGAAUGUCUAUACUCUGCUCAGUUGAGUGAAGGAUUGCAAUCCACAGGAACGAAUGCAAUUGCUGCUCCCAGCGUUUCGUCUAACACAAAUCCUAUGCAAAGCGGACAGAAUGCCCAUCUAAGCAAACAUUCAAAGAGUAAGACCAAUAAUGGUGUUUUUGGAGAUACAGAUAAGAGACCUGCUAAAAAACGUAACAGCCGAUCGACAAGCUCAAAUGCGGACAGUCGAUUGAGGUCCAUUUCUUCUAGUGGUGACAGCACUUGCGAGACGAUUAUGUACACGCAGCAACAACAACCGCAGCAUCAGAUGUUAUCACCCUUGCAGCAACAGAUAGUUGGACAGUCACCACUGUCACCGGUUCCACAAAUUCCAUUUCAACAAAUACCCGCGCAGCUGAUCUCUCAGCAAUUCCAUCAAAGUGCUUUGCAUUAUAUGCAUAACCAACAACAAGAUCGACAACAGCAGCUACGGCAGGAGCAAGAACAGCAAUUAAAACCAGAACAACAACAACAGUUGCAGCUAGAACAAGAAGAACAACAGCAACAACAGUUACAAGAAGAGCAGCAACAUCAGCAGUACUUGCAGGAAGAGCAACAAAAACAGCUCUUUAAAGAAGAGCGCCAACAACAGCAACUGUUACAAGUGCAACAACAACAACAGUCGUUGCAACAAGAGCAACAACAGCAACAAUUAUCACUAGAGCAACAACAGCAACAAUUAUCACUAGAGCAACAACACCAGCAUUUGCAUCUAGAGCAACAUCAACGACAACUGCAACAAGAGCAACAACAACAACAACAACAACGACAACUGCAACAAGAGCAACAACAACAACAACAACAACAACAACAACAACAACAACAACAGGAGCAUCAACAACAACAACAACAACAGGAGCAUCAACAACAAUUACAUCAAGAACGAUUGAAAGUGAGAAGAGAACAACGACACCAACGAUUGCUUCAGGAGCAACAGCAGCAGCAGCUGGAACAAGAACAAAACCACCAGCAACUCUCACAAACUACUGUUGUUCAAUCACACCCUGUCUAUAUGUUCCGUUCAUCGCCAACUCACCAAUCGCAGAUAAUUGUUUCUCAACAGCAGACUUCGCAUCCACCAGCGCUUCAUCCGACGAGUCCUGUGAUGAAUAUGAACAGUCGAACUACGUUUUACAAAGAAAUAAAAUCACCACUCAACUCGCCUCCUCUCAAUCUGAGUGGUCAAGCUCCAUUGGUUAUUCCAGCAAUGUUGUCACCCGGAAAAUCGAUUGCUCAAUUUACACCACCAUUGCUAGCAUCGAUGACAUCGCAAGAGCAACCUGUAAAUGCCAUGAUGCCCACCGUUACUCAUAAAUCCCCGGUUCACAAAUCUAUGGUGGAACAACAAUCUCAUUUGGAAGUUAUACAGCAGCAGCAACAUAUGCAUCAACAGCAACUUAUGAACGAUAUUUUGAAAAUCAAGGUGAAGUCGCCAAUAACGAGUCCAGUCAAGCGACAACCUUCUCCAUCAUCAUCAAAUUGUAUGCUUUCUCCUCCACCUCCACCUCCUGUUCCCAUCAUACAACGGGCUCUGAGCGCGGAAAUUUUGAAAAAUGAGCUGUUCCAUUCUCACUAUCAGCAGCAACAGCAACAGCUAUCAUUGCUACAAACUAUUGCUCCUUCAACGUUACAAAAUUCACCUCAUCAACAAAAACAACAGCAGCAAGCUCAAACCGUAGUUCAGCCGGCGACUCAGUCAUCGAUUAAGUUAGAAUAUCCCAAAGUUGAGGUAAAACACGAGACUCUGGAACUACUUUCACCACCACACUCUGUUGCAUUUGAUUGUUCAACAAACGCUGCAUCGCAAAUAAAACUUGAACAUGAGGUCAAAACAGAGUUAACACCAACACAUCCUUCGGUCGUGGAUGAAAUACCACCAAUUAAGCAGGAGGAAUUAUUAGAACCAAAGUCACCACUCAAAGAGGAAGUUCUGACAUUGAUCAUGGAGAAUAACAAGGAUGAACCCUUGUCAUCAACUGGCAUCAGCAAUCUCAAUACGAGCAUGUCUAACAGUGAUUCGAAUUCUCCCAUUAAAUCGUGUCUACAGUCACAAGCAGCAGCAGCAGUAUCUACGGUGGUCGGAACUAGCAGUGGCCAUAGCACAAACACCUCCCCCCAUUCAGUGCACCACCAGAUGGGUGCCGGUGCUAAAAAGAAGAAUUGCACACUAUCUAAAGACACCGUCGACGUAGAGAAGGAGAAAGAGGAAAAGAAGCCCUCGCGAAAGUUAACCCGCGAGGAGCGUAAAAUGGAAGCAAUCGUCAAAGCUUUCGAGAAGAUGGAACAAUCGCAGCAACGAAAGCAGGAACUGAAGGAGCAACGGAAGGAAGGCAAGCGCAGGAGUGUAUCUUCCUCAACGCCAGAUGAGGCUGCACCGUCGGGGUGCAGUUCGGCCAAGAAAAAGUCGCUCAGCAUUCAAAAGCGUAAGAAAAAGAAAAGUAAAUCGCUCAGUCAGCACUUUGGUUCGCCAAAUCCAAACCGAAAGAGGAAAGUGUCGAAAUCGUCAUCAAAGUCGUCGAAAAAGGUUUCGAGCACAAGGGGAGCGGCGUCACCCGAACAGGUGAAUAUCAUAACUGAAAUUCAACCAUACGAGGACCAUGCAGCAGAUCUUUUGUUGACAUUUUCGCAAUCAACCGAACAGCAAUCGCCUCAAGAAUCGUGUAUUGGGAAUGAGAUCAAAACCAGUUCCUCAGAUACUGAGCCAGCGCCCAACGAAAACAACAAUACUGAAUCGAUGCAGUCGAUUAUGUCCAAUCUGCCGUUGCUAAGCUCGGCUUGCAUGCUGGUAGAAGCCGCUGUUGCUCCCCUGGAGCAGGUGUCCAAUGCUGGGACAGUGCUACAUGAACAGGAUUUUAAGUUCCCACAAAAAGCAAAGACAAAAAAGAGCAUGAGUCGAGAGUGGUUAAGUGGUCAGACGGUGGAUACUGCUGUACCAUGUCGGACAAUCACGUCGGAUAAGGAGUCGUGUUUCGUUGGUGAAGAAAAAUGUCAAAACGACAGUGAAGAAUUUACACGUAGAACUACGAUAGCUUUCGAAGAAGUGGCUGCUUCGGCAGUGGGCCCCAUUGGUGUGGAUGUAAGUGAACCGAACAUUUGCAUAGUGGCAAAGAAAGUAGAGGAAUUUAUAGCACAGAAUUCACCCCAGCCGGAAGAGAUCAGUGGACACAAAUGGGAAGAGAAAUCUUCCAGUAGUUCGAGUUCUUCAAUGGGAGCAACGCAAGAACAAAGUCACACACCAACGAGUUGUGGGGGAACCAUGUCUGAAAGUGCUGCCGCAAAGAAGCGCUGGCUGAGGCAAGCUAUUUCGGAAGAAACAGAUGAGCUUACGCAAGCAUCUUCUUCGCCGCCUCCUCCGAAUGGGUUCACAACACCACUUAAAAAAAGACGUGUAAUUUGUCAGUCGGAAGAAACAGCACAGCCUCAAUCUCAACAGCAUUUGUCAACUUUUGUGACGGGAUCGCAACAAGUGAUGAUUAACACAUCGCCAAAAUAUUCAGAGAGUAGUUUAUACUGGUCCAACAUUGGACCGCCGUCUCUAGCGUAUCCUCUACAUUCUCGCUCGAUCGUGGACGAAAAACAGGCUAUGGACCUGUCGAGAACAGCUCCUCAUUUGAGAGCAUCCUUGCCACCUCGAAUACAACCAUACAAAAUUGUUCCGAUUGCUCAAGCGCUGACACCCCUGCACUUCACUGAUCCAGACCCCAUUCCGAUGCCUUUACCAACGCCAUCAGCGACGACCAAUUCUACAUCCGUGGUACAGGCCCAUCAACACCUAGUUUCACAGGAAUCGCGAGGAAUACCACUACAAGUGCCUGUUCAAUUAUCGCCGACUUCCGUGGUGACAAUAUACGACGAGCCAUCACCAACACCUCCACCAUCGGCAGUAGCAGCUAUGGUUCCAGCAUCUCUUAUGCCGCCAGAUCCACCGAUUCAUCAUUUAACAACCACUCAAGCAGACCAGCCGUUUGUACCACAGGACCGAUAUCAGGAGGGAGUUGAUGUGACUACUUACCCUGAGUCGCAUGAAGAGGUUGCUCCAAUACUUGCUCGGUGCAUCACCCGAAGUAAGGGCAGUAAAAAAUACAUCGAAAGUCCGGCAAAAUUUGAAUCCACUCCGCCUUCAGAAUCUCCCGUUUCAGCAGCAGUAGAAAAAGCCGAACAACAUUCGGUAACUAGCAGUAGCUGCAGUGGUAGUAUUGCCAAUUCUGACAUUGACGAAGACGUGAAUGAAAAACCACUAUUAGACGAGCAGCAGGAGCAGAUUUCAGAAUCACCUGAUGAUGAAUCUGACCAACAACAGCAGCAGCUCUUGGAAGAACCCGCUCAGGGAACUGAGCUAGAAAUUGUAAAUAGUAAAAAUGUAGAUCGUGUUAGCGAUGACUCAACAAUUACUCAAAUUGCAGCGGGGGGUGAGGCUGAGAAAAAGGAAGCUGUGGAACAAUCGGUGAUUAUUUCCGCGGCGACAUGUGAGCCCACAGAGGUAGAAGAGAUUGUUAUUGAAAAUGACGAUGUAGCAGUGCUAAACGAGGAGGAAGAUGUGCUGGAAAAAGAGGAUGAAGCACAAAAUCUUGAACCGAUGUCGAUGGUGGUGGACGAAUGUGAUGUUGUGGAAAAUAAACCUGAAAUUGAGUUAGUUGGCGAAAUAUGUGGUGCUACCGAGUCGGUAGAAUUGGCCACAAUACCAUCUGCUCCAAUCGAAAUUGAUAGGAACAUCGUUUCGGAAAAAGCGACACCGGAUGAAUAUCAUGGGUUGAAUGGACGUGGGAAAAUGCGUCUGAUUUCACAGGAAGAAGAUCACGAGAAAAAUGAAUUGGAAGAUCUGCAAAAAGUGAUAGCUUCCUUCCAUUCAGAGAAUAUAAUGAAUUUGAUUUCACGAAAUAAGAAAUCCAAGAAAAGCAUGAGUCGCGAGGAUAGUGGCGAAUCUCGCGGAUGUUCGGCGAAAAAGGCUAGAAGCAGACACAACAGUAAGGAAUGUAGCACAGAUACACAGUCCCCACAGAAUUCAGUAGUGUCCGCGGAUGCAAUUGAAUUUCAAGAAGCAGUUGAGCCACCUACGACCGUAACGGAGUCUGUAGACGAAUCAACAGUAUCUCUCGAGACAUCUAAACCGUUAGUCGAAGAAACUCAUAUAUCAACACUAGGAAGAAGUUUUUCUCAUCCAUGCUGGCAUUCAUCUGAAAGUUAUCGGGAAUCAACGGAAGUUCGAAGCCUGUCAACGCUCCGUCCAGAUAUUCCUCAAAUAAGUUACAAUUCACCUACCACAUACCAGUCGACCGCUGCUCGCAAUCUUCUCUCGUCUCUUUCGACUGGUUCAGAGCCACUCUCCACUCUAGGGAGCUACCGGUCGAGUACUUCUUCCCUGCUGGACUAUCCGAAAUCAUCGAUCGGAAGCACUGCUGGAAUGGGAAACAGUGGUGGCAUUUACCAAUAUCGUCCAUCAACAGAAAUCAGCAGCCUUCUAGAGAAAGGGUUUUCCAGUUCGCGGUCAACCAGUUUCUCUACGCUUUCCUCAUCUAUCACAACGGAACGAAAUACCGAUCGAAGCAGUGGAAGUUCCUAUCUUCUUUCCUCCUCGAAGGUCACUGAUAAUCUAUCCACUUUGGGGACCGCUGGGAAUUCCUAUCCAAAAAUUUUCACCAAAACUGCUAGUUCCGAUCCCAGAUUGAAUCCAGCGUUGAGUAUACCAGAGCCAACGACUCCGAUUACUCCGAAACGGAAGCUCUCUAUUAAUGAGUAUCGCCAGCGCAAGAUGCAAUCCUGUACCUCUUCGACUGUGUCAUCUUCGGAGACAGCUGCCGAUUGUUCAAGAACUACCGCUUCCUUUGGUGUGAGUAACAACAGCAAUGCUAAUCUCUACGAGAAUGGUACCGGAAGCACAUUGAUCAGUAGUAGUCUCAAUAAUAACGACGUUAGUAGCUCUAUUUGCAAAGAACUCAGUCUUGAGCUGCAGAUGGAAUUAGGCAAGACCGAAGAAGAGGACAGCGGUAAACAAGAAAUUGGCGUGGUGGAAGAUGUGCCAUCGGCAGUGACGACGACGUCAGCAUCCAUACCAAGCUCUACUAUAAAUACCUCAGCUAUCGCGGGAGCUAGCCAGACAAGCUCAGCAGAUGAAGCGAUCUAAAAUUUCGUUUACCCAACUUUGAGUUAUCCAGGAACGAAAUGUUCUGGAAAUUUCCCAACAAACACUAUUUGCCCGGCGUAUGUUUUCUCUUAUGAAAAACGUAUCUCGGACACAGUGAACUGCAUUCUGCAGCGAACGCCAGAACAAUGCAGUAUGUGAUGCCCCCGAUGAAAGAAAAUAAUAUUCUACGAGGCUAACAUCCAGGGACUGCAAAGCAUGACAAUUAUAUACAUAACACGACAUACUUGACAUACCAAAUCGUUACAUCAUCAUAACGAAUCACAAAAGCAUUGAGAUGUGAUGAGGAUGAAAAAAAACACCACCAAAUGAGAUUAACAUGUGGUAGCAGACAAGCAAUCCAAUUCAUUAGUCCGCCUACACCAAGCAGAGUAGGAGAUGGUAGUGGCACUUGAUUUUCAUGAAUGUUAUUUGUUUUGGGAAAUGCAGGAUAUUUCGGGGGGAAAACAAUAGGGAAGUAACUGAAACCUCAACGUUUCGUAAUCGUUGAAAUAAGGUAAAUCGAGCAGAGAAACAGAUAAUCUUAUUGUGAAAGUGCAGGCGAAGUAAUUAUUAUUAUUUCAUCUGAUAAAAUGUAAAAUAACUGUAAAAUCUUAGUAACAAGAAUAGGAAUCACUAGGAAUAGAUGGACACACACAAACAUGUUUAGCGCAAACUGUUUUCAUUUGGAACUAUUAUGUAAAUACUUAUAAUGCAAUUGAAUGUAUACCCUACCGGUAGAUUUCGUGAAAAAAAAAUGAAAAAAACGAAAGCACAUUUUAAAGGUCGAGAACGGCAGUUAUUUGUAUUUCAGAAAAUAGCUUAAAAACAGCAGAAGGCAUAUAAACCGGUAGAUUUCGUGAAAGGAAAAAAAAGCAAGGAAGCACAUCGGAAAGUCGAGAACGGCAGAUAUAAGUAUCUCAGAAAAUAGAUUAAGAGACUAUAUGAUUAUAAGAUUUAUUCAUAGAGACAUUUUUCAGUUUAUCCGCAACACUUGUAUUGACAAAACAAAUCCAUAUGCAUACCUAGUAGUAGUUUAAUAAUUAUGAUGAUUGAGUAAAAAUUAUAUUAUCCAUAAUUGCCUGUUCUCGGCAAAUUGAGAAGCCUUUCGUUGCAAAAUCCUUUUACUAAUUAACACCACAAUUUCUUCACCACAGCGAAGGGAACGGAGGCACUACUUUGUUUAAAAAGAUAAACACAAGAACAUUGUACAUAGGUUUGAACGCAAACAAAAGCUCUGAAUCGCGAAGACUGAAACGGAAGUUGUGAAGAUGUAUAUUUUGUAUAUGAAUUAAAAGUCGGCCAACAGUAGUAGAGCGUUAGGAGCAAACUGGAGUGAUUUUUUUUCCCAUCACGAAAGCUUGUAAGAACCGAACCAUCGGCGAAAAAUAAUUUCCUCCAAGCCGUAAAACUUCUGUGUGUCUCUCUCAUCGUGAGAAAAAAGCUCAUAUUGAGAAACAUUUCUCGGUUUUAUCCACUCGCUUGCUAAUACCAGUGAUUCGCGUAUCGCUAUCUUAAUCCUUCUAGAAAUUCCCACCUCAAAAUUAUGUCCCUUUUGUAAAAAUGUACAUAAUGGAUUCGUGAAUUUUCUCAACUAGCGCAGCGACUAGUAGUGCAUAUGUUUGGAAACUAUUUCUACUUUAACAAUGCUACUUAUGUGUGAAUAUGGUACAGAGAACGAUAUCGACACACUGUAGAAAAAGAUCAACGCUGUAUAUAACGAUAAAACAUGGUGUAAAAUAGUACAAAUAGUUUGUAUAUAAAACUAAGGUGAACAAAGUAAUGAGACAACGUUGAAACAACCAGUAAAAAAAAAAAAACACUUAAAGUGAUAUAAAAGGAUUGGUACUGCAAACUAAAUAAACGAAUAAAAUCUUGAUACAAAAAAUAGCUCAUACUUCUAGAUCGACGAUAGCAAACGUAAAUAAAAGCAUGGCUAAACAAAGAGUAGUGUGAGAAAAAAUAAUUUAUCAAAAUCAAAAAUUUACGAGGGAAAAUUGUAGCACACUAGAAUCCACGGACAGAAAUGCAUUGCACCAGGAUCCUGGGCAAAUAGUCGUCUUCAUCUUGUAUUAAAGAUAAACUAAUUUAAGCAAAUUCAAACUUAAUAGAACGCAGGAAUAAAUUAUUGAAAUUGAUAAGUUAAGUCAUGUUGAGAAAAAUCGCAAAAUAAACAAAAAGAAAAAAAAUAACUGAAAGAUAAGGUAAAAUUUAGAUGCGAUAUUUUUCUGUUGAAGCUUGUACCGAUUUUAUUUAUAUUAAUAUAUAAUAAUAAAAGCCUACUUUUUUACGAAAGUCAAAUGUAACUUUUAAAUUGAAACCUAGCAGAAAUCUUAAUGCAGUGCGUUACAGAGAUCUAAUAAUGUAAAAAAUACAAGUAAGAUAGCAAUAAGUCCAGUAGUUAAGAGAGUUUCCCUUCUUUUCACGUCUGUCGUUUAUGCAGGACGCGUAGCAAAAAUAUUUUGUGUUUAACAAGAAAAAGAGGAGAAAUAACGGUGACAGAUGGGGGAUAAGUAACUGUGGAAGAUACAAAACAUAUUAUGUUUAAAUGUUCUUUUUUGUAUAUUUAUAUUAUUUUUAACAAGCUAAGAUUAUUAAAAAAAGAUGUGAAAAUGAAGAAAAUGUGAACAAACACAUGUAAUAUACCGACAAAAUCGAUCAUGGUUUAAAGAAAGAAAU
Toxorhynchites rutilus septentrionalis is the source of this 13906-nucleotide messenger RNA. RefSeq lists its product as uncharacterized. Gene Ontology annotation, molecular function: protein binding. The record is from RefSeq and is a predicted model, not a curated record. The transcript has 7 exons. NCBI's taxonomy places the organism in Eukaryota, Metazoa, Arthropoda, Insecta, Diptera, Culicidae. Bases 1025 to 11230 code for a protein of 3401 amino acids.